Messenger RNA from Vigna angularis (adzuki bean), 3882 nucleotides. RefSeq lists its product as uncharacterized. Gene Ontology annotation, biological process: DNA integration. Bases 1 to 3882 code for a protein of 1293 amino acids. Gene Ontology annotation, molecular function: nucleic acid binding. The record is from RefSeq and is a predicted model, not a curated record. Lineage: Eukaryota; Viridiplantae; Streptophyta; Magnoliopsida; Fabales; Fabaceae. The transcript is spliced from 6 exons.
AUGACACCUAGACUUCCUCCUCCACCACAACCUACUGACCCAGAUGCGCCCAACAACGCUAGGUUGUUGGAAACGGUGAUUGACCGACUGCAGCAACAAAACACCACUUUAAUGGAGCAGAACGCCACCCUGAUGCAGCAGAAUCAGAACGCCAUGCAGAGUUUGGAGGCCUCUCGUGCCAACUCUGAAACGACCCAAAGACAAUUAAUGGAAAUUCUGGCAGCAACUAGGCACACUCCGGGGGCGUCCUCUUCCAAUGCUGCCCCGCCUGCUUCUAAAUGGAGCUUGGAGAGUUUCCUCCAACACCAUCCGGCUAAGUUCAGUGGGAAAGGCCUCCCAGACGAAGCGGAUCAGUGGUUAAGGGACAUGGAGAAAAUCUUCAACGCCAAAAGGUGUCCAGACGAGAACCGUUUGGCGUUCACUGAAUACUUGUUAACUGGGGAAGCAAGCCACUGGUGGGCGAGCACAAGGGCUAUUCUGGCAGACGCCCAACGUCCGAUCACUUGGGAAGUGUUCCGUGGCAAGUUUUACGAGGAGUACUUCCCUGACAGCGUCCGUUUUGCGAAGGAAGUGGAGUUUCUACAGCUGGUUGAAGGUGGGAUGUCGGUUUCUGAAUAUACCAAUAAAUUCAAGCACCUUGUUCGGUUCAAUACGAUGGCCACCAGUGAGGAGUGGCAGUGCAGGAAAUUUGAGAACGGACUGCGGAGUGAUUUGAAGGUCUUGAUUUCCAGUUUGUGCAUCCGGUCGUUUCCUGCUAUGGUUGAGCGAGCCAAGGUCUUGGAGAAGAAUAUGGCAGAGGCGGAACGCGGUUCACAAGCAGUGGUUCCUGUCGGACAGUCUGGACAAGGAAACGUUGUUUGCUUCCAGUGUGGAGGGCCACAUUAUCGGUCUUCAUGCCCUCAGUUGGUGGGAGGAAAGCACUGCAAUCGUUGUGGAAGAAACAGGCACUUGGAUCACGAGUGCAAUAUGAGUGGACGUGCAGUGAUGAGGCCACCUAAUGCUGGAAGGAGCCAACCGAGAGGUGGUAGAGCACAAGCAGUGGGACGCGUAUACGCUAUAACGAGCGCUGAGGCAACGAGCUCAGGUAAUCUCAUAAUUGGUGAAUGCUUGCUGUUUGGUAGAUCGUGCUGUGCACUGUAUAAUUCGGGGGCAACUCACUCCUUCAUCUCGAAGGCGUGUGUUGAAAAACUGGGUUUAGAAGUGAGUGAGAUACAGUUCGACCUGGUGGUGUCAACCCCAGCGGCUGGCGAAGUUAGGACGUCCACUAUGUGCGUCAGAUGUUCUAUAGAAGUGGAGGGGCGAAUGGAUUGGUUGGCUACCAAUCGCAUCCUUAUAGAUUGUGGUAGGAAGGAAUUAAUUUUUCCUGGUGAAGAAGAAGAAGUAUUGUCAGUGACGCUCGGUCAGCUGAAAGAAGACAUUAUGGAGGGCGCCAGCUGUUUUCUCAUCAUGACGCAUGAAGAUCAGGAAUUCAGAGGAUUGGUAAAAGAACGAUCGUCCACUAGUGACAGUAAUGGACGAUCGGUUGUGGAUGGGUUUGCGGACGUCUUUCCGGAAGAAAUACCUGGACUUCCCCCUCAUCGUGAAGUUGAAUUUACCAUUGAUUUGGUGAUGACAGCGGUUCCUAUCUCGGUUCAGCCUUAUAGGAUGUCUCCUGCGGAGUUAGCUGAACUCAAGGAGCAGAUUGAAGAGUUGAUGGAGAAGCAAUUCAUUAGGCCGAGCGUAUCACCCUGGGGAGCGCCCGUACUGUUAGUAAGGAAGAAGGAUGGCAGCUCGCGGUUGUGUAUAAACUACAGGCAAUUAAACAAGCUGACCAUCAAGAACAAGUACCCGUUGCCAAGGAUAGAUGACCUGCUGGAUCAAUUGCAUGGGGCUGCAGUGUUCUCAAAAAUUGACUUGAGAUCCGGGUAUCAUCAAAUCAGGGUUAAGGAAGACGACAUCCAGAAGAUAGCGUUCAGAUCUCGCUACGGGCAUUAUGAGUACGUGGUGAUGCCAUUUGGAGUAACGAACGCUCCAGCAGUGUUCAUGGAGUAUAUGAAUCGCAUCUUCAGGCCUUAUUUGGAUAAGUUCGUGGUCGUCUUCAUAGAUGAUAUUCUCAUCUAUUCCAAGACCGAAGACGAGCAUGAAGAGCAUCUUAGACUUGUACUUGGAGUGUUGCGGAAGAAGGAGUUAUAUGCCAAGUUGUCUAAGUGUGAAUUCUGGAUGAAGGAGAUUCAGUUUUUGGGACAUGUGGUUUCGGCUGGAGGCAUCUCGGUAGCUCCAGCGAAAGUGCGAGCGGUACUGGAAUGGGAGAGUCCACGUUCGGUCACUGAGGUGCGUAGUUUUGUUGGACUCGCGGGCUACUACAGACGUUUCAUUGAAGGAUUUGCUAAGAUAGUAGCGCCGCUAACUCAGUUGACUCGUAAAGAUCAGCCGUUCGCUUGGACCGAUCGUUGUGAGGCUAGCUUCCAAGAGUUGAAAGUGAAAUUGACGAGCGCUCCUGUGUUGGUUAUUCCAGACACGUCUAAACUGUUCGAAGUGUAUUGCGACGCUUCUCACCAAGGUUUAGGUUGUGUGCUGAUGCAAGAAAAGCGAGAGAGGCGUUGGUUAGAAUUUUUGAAAGAUUACGAUUUUGAGCUGCUGUAUCAUCCUGGGAAUGAUAAUGUAGUGGCGGACGCCCUAAGCAGGAAGGCAGUUCAUGUUCCUGUAAUGAUGGUUAAGGAGCUGAGUUUGGUUGAGAGCUUUAGAGAUCUAAGGUUGCAGUUCGAGUUGGAGCCGAACAAUAUUAAAUGCUGCAACCUCAGAAUAGCAAGUGACGUGUUCGACCGGAUCAGGAUAAAGCAAAGGGAGGAUGAAGAUUUGGUGUUGAUCUUAAACGCGCUCGGUACAAAUAAGGCUAAGCAUUUCAACACCGGGACGGACGACCUUUUACGUUACAUGGAUAGGACGAAGUCGUUUUGGUGGCCUGGGAUGAAGAGUGAUGUCGCUCGUUUCGUGGCGUCAUGCUUAACCUGUCAACGAGCGAAGGCGGAGCACCAAAGACCUGGCGGAUUACUUCAGCAGCUGGAAAUUCCCGAAUGGAAGUGGGAUAGCAUAUCCAUGGAUUUCGUGACCCACCUACCACGAACGGUCAGAAAUCAUGAUUCAAUUUGGGUGAUCGUAGAUCGGCUAACAAAGAGCGCCCACUUCCUGGCAGUCAACUUGAAGAUGUCGAUGACCAACUUGGCUAAGUUGUAUAUCCAGGAGAUCGUUCGUUUACAUGGAGUACCUUCGAGCAUCAUUUCCGACCGAGACACAAGGUUCACUUCACGGUUUUGGCAGUCACUCCAAAGCGAGCUCCGUAGUAAAUUGCAGAUGAGUUCAGCUUAUCACCCCCAGACGGACGGACAAUCUGAGAGGACGAUCCAGACGCUGGAAGAUUUAUUGAGGACGUACGUCCUAGAUCACUUGGGCGCUUGGGAUGAAAUUUUGCCGCUAGUGGAAUUCACGUAUAACAACAGUCGAGCCGUUCGUCCAAAGAAGUUGUCUCCCAAAUUCAUUGGACCGUAUCAAAUUCUGAGGAAGAUCGGACCAGUAGCGUACGAGCUUGCAUUACCGCCUCAGCUAUCGAACCUUCACUCCGUCUUCCACGUUUCCCAACUUCGGAAGUAUAUAGCGAACCCAUCACACGUACUGGAGUUGGAAGACGUUCAACUUCGUCCAGACCGAACGUUAGAGUUGCAACCAGUCCGUAUAGAAGAUAGCCGCACCAAGUACUACAAAGGAAAGGACGUUCGUUUGGUGAAGAUGGUGUGGGACGCUAAGACUGGUGAUUCAACGUGGGAAGUUGAGAGCGCCAUGAAGGACUUGUACCCUAAUCUAUUUCCGGGUGAAUCUUUAAAUUUUCGAGGACGAAAAUUUUUGUAG